Molecule: messenger RNA, 460 nt
Organism: Phytomonas sp. Hart1
Lineage: Eukaryota; Euglenozoa; Kinetoplastea; Trypanosomatida; Trypanosomatidae
Source: the annotation of a GenBank genome assembly
UUAUACACACACCACCACGUCUUUAUUGUUGGUGUUUAUGCACACAAACACACACACACACACACACACAUAUAUAUAUAUAUAUAUAUAUAUACAUUAGUUCACUGAUUCAAACACAUAUAAAUAUCGGUAUCAAUUGAAAUCUCUAGAUACAAUUUUUUUCAUUGUCACUGCUUAUAUCAAAAAUAUAAUGGCUUAUGGUAAGGGUGCGAAUCUACACAGUCUGUUUUCCAGUUAUUGUGAUGAUUCCAGUGAUCUUCAAGCUGAAGUGGACCAGUUCAGCUUGAAAAACGUCGAUAGCCUCAUUGCUCGAAUCGAAGCAUGCGUUCAUGAAGUGGUCAGUAGAGCAUUUCUUACCACAUGCUGGGCAAAAACUUAUCUCUUCGGCUCCAGCGGACUAGGUGCCGCAAUUGAGGGUAGUGACGUGGAUUUGUAUGUUUACAAUUUCCCCCAAACUUGA